AUGUCCGAGGACGGCCUGCAUGUGCCACGUGCAGCAUUGCCCGAGCUUUCUGUGCGCUUGGGCUUCCGUACUCUGGACGCAGACAGGAGCGCAGGCAUUAUGGAGCAAAUCAGCAGCUUUGACAAUUUGGACUUCCAAGACUUCUGCGACUUCUGCGAGCGGGCUUUGGUGGUAGAGCGUCAAGCAUUUCAACAUCUUCUCAAUACCUGGGAGCCCAAUCCUGGCGACAACUUUUUGGGCGCUGUCGAGCACGUACAGGGCUUCAUGCGAAGUCUGCAGGUGGUUUGCAGCAGGAAAACAGUGCAGGACAUUCUCGAGCUGGCUGGCAUGAAGGAUCAGCCGUGUGACGACCCGCAAGAGAUCCUGCGGUUCCUAGCUGCUCAUCAUGCCUGUGAUGGGUUCAACCAUGAGGAGUUGGCCAGAAUAGUCGCCGCCUUUGACGCUUGCGAAGAAGAAAGGCCCAACCCUGGUCCAGAGGGUCGUCUGGCCAAGUCUUCAGCAUUAGAGUCUGCUCUUCUGACAUUUGGCGGAAUAUACUUCGUGGAGGAAUGGCGCAAAAUCAAGAAGAAGCUGAAGGCCCGAGGGCUCCAACAUUCGAGCUCGAAUGGAAUCUGCUUCUUCGAGUUUCUGUUUACGGCACGCCGCAUCCGGGAGCGAGAAUUGAAAGCCGUCGCAGCCGAGUUUGAUGCCCUUGACACCGAUCGAGAUGGCAUCAUCUCCGUGGAGGCGCUGCGUGCACUCUGCAAGCCAUUGGGAUUCACGUUGGUGGGCUCCGAGAUGGAAGAGCUCUUCUGCAAAAUCAAAGGACUCUCGGAGGACAGCCUGCUGAAUGUGGAGGCCGCAUGGGACUUUGUCCAGCAAGUACGCAGCUGCCAUGGCUUCACUCAUGCGGAGAGGGAGGAGCUGUUGCGGAGCUUCCUCCGCUUCUCCGGCGGCAGCGGGGAGCUGGCCACUGUGAAGGUAAUGGAGCUCCUGCAGUGGCUUGGACUUGAAGGAAACAUCGAGGAAGCUCGAGACAUGCUUCGCAUGGUCGACUUCAACUUCAGUGGAACCCUUGACUGUGGAGAGUUUCUGCGCCUGAUGCGGGUGCAGAAAGAAAAGAAUCUGAAGGCGUAUGCGCUUGCAUAUGCAUCAAAGAACCUGGGUGAAGAUCUCAGCGAAUGCCGCCUUGUCGCUGCCUUGGCCGAGUGCGCCGUGCAUCCGGAGAAGCAGACUUUGGAGGAAGUCUUCGGGCGGCAGAGGUGGAGACCAGGGGACUCGCCUCUCACAUGGGAAGCGUGGGUAAGCCUUGCAGAGGAGGUGCGGAAGAUGUCACCUGUGCAGAAACGUAGACGGGCGGGCUUCACUGAGAUUCAGGUCCAAGACAUCGAAGCCUCUUUUCGCGGCCCGGACGCCGUUGAUGGCAAGACAGGUCCCAUCCAGGUCAGUGACCUGUUAUGGAUGCUGCUCGACUCAGGUAUGCCGAUUCACCGUGCUGAGGAGCGAAAAGACUUCCACCAGGCCUUGGAUCGUGCUCGGCAAGAGGCGCUCGAGGCUGGUACUCGUCCAGAGGAUGUUGGUGAGCCGGGAAGUCCAGAGCUUCACUUGGCCCCCUUUCUCCACUUGCUCCGGGCGCAUGUUCGCGUCAUCGAGCAGCGGCAAAUCAUGAAGGAAGAGGCUGCGAUGAGGAGCUUGAGCUUCUCAGCAGAGGAGAUUGCAGACCUUCGGAGCAUCUUCAACCGCCAGGCAGUCUGA
Messenger RNA from Symbiodinium pilosum, 1734 nucleotides. Lineage: Eukaryota; Dinophyceae; Suessiales; Symbiodiniaceae. The record is from the annotation of a GenBank genome assembly.